Molecule: messenger RNA, 1327 nt
Organism: Mollisia scopiformis
Lineage: Eukaryota; Fungi; Ascomycota; Leotiomycetes; Helotiales; Mollisiaceae
Product: NmrA-like family protein
Exons: 3
Coding region: 308-1195 (295 amino acids)
Molecular function (GO): oxidoreductase activity
Source: RefSeq, a predicted model, not a curated record
CGACAUCACCAUUCUCAAGAAAGGUCUUUGGAAACCAGAGAGAUCUACAUAGCACCUCCGCUCCGCAUUAUUCAGAUCAGACCACCGGCUCCCACUUGCAAUCAUGCAUCCGAUGAGGAACCCCGCAUCACAUCGCGACACCUCCCACAGUGGGGCCGAACGACCUCAAGCAGCCCACUGAGAAGAUAUCGCCAUCGGAAUACUCAAUGGUGCGAGAAUGUUUGCUUUUCUAUAUAGACCUAGAUCUGCCAUCUUCGUAUUAGCUACCAGCGUCUUGCUAUACUUCCUUCUCAAUCAAUCUGCGAAAAUGUCGAACAUCAAGAACGUAGCUGUCAUUGGAGGAAGUGGAAAUCUAGGCCCAUCGGUCAUCGAAGCCCUUCUCGAUGCAGGUUUCGAAGUUACAGCCCUCACACGAGCCGAAUCAAAAGCUACAUUCCCCGCCUCCGUCAAAGUCCAGAAAGUCGAUUACUCCUCCUCCACCUCCGUCGCAGAAGCAUUGAAGGGUCAAGAUGCUGUCGUUUCUACAAUUGCUACUCUUGCAUUGUCGCAGCAGAGUAGUCUGGUCGAGGAAGCUGUCAAGGCUGGCGUCAAGAGAUUCAUCCCUAGUGAAUUCGGUCUCAAUACCCCGAAAGUCACUGGUGGGACAGCGAAGAUACUGGGUGCGAAGCUACAAUUGCAGGAACAAUUGAAGAAACUCGCUGCUGAGAAUCCAUCUUUCUCGUGGACUGGUGUUUCGACUAGCUUGUUCUUCGACUGGGGUCUCAAAGUUGGAAGUCUAGGAUUCAAUGUCAAAGAUAAGACUGCUACGAUCUUCGAUUCGGGAAAUGAACCAUUCACGGGCUCCAAUCUCCCAUUCAUAGGUCAAUCCGUCGCAGCCAUCCUCAAACAUCCCGAACAAACAGCCAACAAAUAUAUCCAAGUUGCAUCCUUCACUACUACACAAAACGAGAUAUUGAAAUUGCUUGAAGAGGAGAGUGGUACGAAGUGGACUGUGGAUCAUAAGAAGACGGAGGAUUUCCAAAAGAUUGCUGAUGAAAAGUUGGCCAAGGGAGAUUAUUCUAGCUUUGGGGAUUAUUUGAAGGUGUACUUGUUUGCAGAUGGGAAGGGUCAGUCUCCUAAGGAGGGGGAGUUGGCGAAUAAAGAGUUGGGUUUGAAGACGGAGGAUUUGAAGGCUACUAUUAAGUCUGUGUUGUAGACUUAGCAUACACGAUUAACCUCUUUGAUCAUGAUGCUGCAUUUCAAUGUGUAAUAGACCGAUACUGAGAUGGAUCAGAAUAUAGUUGACAACAGUAGAAGAUUGACAGCAAUGGCAUAUCGACAGUGUGAC